AUGAAUUUGAAGCACUGCGCCCAAACACUCCCUGUCCAACUUCUGGGCUAUGGCUUCAGGUCCAGGACCUCAUCCUAUGUCUGUCCCUGCAGUCGCCCUCCAGGUGCCCUCUUACCCUUGCCAACGAACCCCUCCUCUGCUCUGUACAGUGCACACAUCCCAAAGUCCUUGGAGAGGCCUCCCCGCGCCUCGCACGGCACGCCCCCCACGGGCUCCCCGCCCACCCCGCCCCUCGCCUCGCCUCCCCGCACGGUGCUCUCCUAUAUAAACCGCCGCCGCCGCCCGCUGCACGCACUUCCCGCCCUCGCCUGCUUCCACGCCGCCGCCUCGCCACCAGCCCCGUCCUCUGCCCGCUCCGCCGCGCCGCUCUCGCCGCCCUUGGCCUUGGGAGGCUCCGCCGCCCGCAAACGCCCGACCUUCGCCACCUUCCGGGGAACCUUCCCCUUCUCGCCGCCACCAUGGCCAACCCCGGUGCCACGCCGCCUGGGCUUCAGGCACCGGCUGCACGCCGCCGCCGUGCCCAGGCUGCCCGCGCUGCUCACCGAGCGCCCGCUGGCCCUGGGCACCCUUAACAAGGUCUUCGCGUCGCAGUGGCUGAACCCCAGGCAGGUGGUGUGCGGCACCAAGUGCAACACGCUCUUCGUCCUGGAUGUGCACUCGAACCAGAUCACGCGCCUCCCGCUGCUGCGCGACCGGACACCGGCGCCGGCCCGGGCCCAGGCCCAGGCCACCUGUGGCAUCCACGCCAUCGAGCUGAACCCCUCCAAGACGCUGCUGGCCACGGGCGGCGAGAACCCCAACAGCCUGGCCGUCUACCAGCUGCCUACGCUCGACCCCUUGUGCCUGGGCGACCGCCUGGGCCACCGAGACUGUAUCUUCGCCAUCGCCUGGAUGUGCGACGACGUGGUUGUGAGCGGUUCCCGAGAUGGCACGGUGGCGCUGUGGCGAGUGGAUCCCGACAUGUGCUCCGGCAGCCUCGCAUGGCACAGCAACGCGGGGCUCCCGGUGUACGCCCAUCUCCAUCCCAGUGACAUGGAGGCCAUCCCCAGGGCCAGCACCAGCCCCACCAACCGCAAGGUCCGUGCCCUGGCUUUCAGCAGCCAGAACCAGGAGCUGGGGGCCGUGUCCCUGGACGGGUACUUCCACCUGUGGAAGGCCCGGAGCAGCCUGUGCAGACUGCUGUCCAUCAGGCUGCCUUUCUGCCGAGAUAACGUGUGCCUGAGCUACUGCGACGAGCUGUCCCUGUAUGCCGUGGGCUCCCAGGCCCACGUCUCCUUCCUGGAUCCACGCCAGCGCAUCCAGACCAUGCGGCCACUGUGCUCCAGGGAUGGCGGCACUGGCGUGCGCUCUCUGAGCCUCUACCAGCACCUCAUCACCAUAGGCACCGGCCAGGGGUCCUUGCUCUUCUAUGAUAUUCGCGCCCGGAAGUUUUUGGAGGAAAUGGCGGCAGCCAGCCCAAGCACCAGUCCAGUGCCCACCGGAAGGAAGCUCAGGCUGAACGCCGGGAGAGGCUGGCUCAACCACAAUGACCACUGGUUAAACUACUUCAGCGGUGUGGAAGAGCUCCCCAAUGCCCUCUACACCCACUGCUACAACUGGGCUGAUAUGAAGCUCUUCGUGGCUGGGGGCCCUCUGGCUUCAGGCCUCCACGGCAACUAUGCGGGCCUCUGGAGCUAAGUACAACACUACCAGUUGGCCAGGAUUUGGAGUGUUCGAUGGAGAUGGAGAGAGAAGGAUGGACCCUUGAGGCAACCAAAAACGUGGCUUUAUGCAUUUUCUGCACCUUGUCCAGCACCAACCACCAUCUUUUUGCCUUUUCGUACAAAGAAUUUUGACUCACCCUAAUUGCUUCUCUCUCUAGGUGAUUCAAGUAUUCCGUUUACACUGAUAAAGAUGACGUCUUGGUCGUCUAAUUAGUAUACAUUAUUUUUCUAUUUAAUGUAUUACAACAAAAACUUUUUUUAAUUUUUCAUUGCAGAUAGAUGGUAUUUUAAGAGUCACUUUUGCUAAACAGGGUUUAUACAUUUGUUCUGAAGAGCUAGCUGUAGUUUUAUAGCAUUGUUACAAUUGAGAAACUCAUUCAAAUUAAAAAUGACAAAAUUUUGGAAACCUUUGAUUUUUAAGUUGGGCUCUUAAUGUCCAUAGUUUAUACAUUGUUGGUGCUACAGAUACUUUUGAAAAAAUAUAUUUUCUUUGGGGAAAACAAGUUAUCUUAGAUUCUUGGUGGCUUUUUGUACCAAAAUGCCAAUUGGUCAGUACACUUCAGUAAUGGAAGAGUUCUGGUUAAUUGAAUGCUCAGAGUUAAUCCAAAGUUAGAAUUUUUUUUUAAAGAAUUAAAAUUUUAUUAACUGAUGUUAAAUAAACAGAAGCUUAUUUUGUUCACUUUUGCCUUAGUGCUAUCUAACCUUGUGACUACAUAUAAAUUUUUGUUUAAGGAUCUUGCACCGAAUUGUAGUGCCACCAUUCAGAAUCAGGGGUACUAAAUAUACCCCUGUAGGAUGUAUGGUAGUUUGGACUUAAUGUAUACUGAUCCAGGAAAGAAACUGGAUAAUUUUCUGUUGGUAAUAUCAAUGUUUUAUGUUUUAAGUGUUUAAUAUAUACAGGAAUGAAGUCACAAGGGGAAAAAAGUUGCAAAGAAGAAAAAAACAGCCCAUUCCAUAUUAUUCUGAAAGAGUCUUUAAUUUGUAAUAAUUUUUUGUGAAUAUCAGAGAUUCUUCUUAAAAGUAAAAUAAAUGUGUAGUUAAAUGUAGUGUUGUUAUAUAGCCCUCAGUGUAAUAAUGAUUAUCCAUGCAGGAAUCCCAUUUCAAGAUGAGCCUAGAGAAUUAAAAUGGGAUCAUGUUGGAAAAAAAACUACUUGGGGGCUUAAAUUAAUAUAAGUUGUAGAUUAUUACUGAAAUUGGUUAUACUUCGUCGUAUGUAAGGAUGUUGGAAGUGAGAAAAGACCUUGGCCCUUCCCCCAAAGUGGCCAGGUUGUGCUAACCUUGGGUUAGUAAUAUGUAACCUGUUUUUCUUUAAACGUCUUGGCACUUGGGCAUUGCUUUAGUCCAUGCCCUACUUGUUAAUUCACAAACUGAUUUAAGAAUUGUUCGUAGUUCAGUGGUACUGAAAAUUAGCUUAAGACAGAAAAAGCUUUUUUUUUCUUUUUUGGAGAUUGUUUCUACCAGUCCAUACAGUUGUUAAAUAAAAGUAAAAUAUGUUUGUGUGCAUGUAUGAUUCUACAACUCAGUUUAAUAUCUAGAGGAUAAUGUAACUGUCAUCUUUAUAUUCUCGUUUGUUUGUUUUUUAACUAAUGCCCAGCAAAUCACAGGCAGUCAGGAAAUAUUUACUGAGUGAAUGUAUUUGACAUCUGGAGACCUAAAAGUUCAAGGACUUAGAACAUACAUAAUACACAAAUAAAAAUUUACUCUUCAAUAA
Messenger RNA from Echinops telfairi (small Madagascar hedgehog), 3414 nucleotides. RefSeq names its product DDB1- and CUL4-associated factor 12-like protein 2. The record is from RefSeq and is a predicted model, not a curated record. The transcript has 3 exons. Gene Ontology annotation, molecular function: protein binding. Lineage: Eukaryota; Metazoa; Chordata; Mammalia; Afrosoricida; Tenrecidae. Gene Ontology annotation, cellular component: Cul4-RING E3 ubiquitin ligase complex. Bases 1 to 1677 code for a protein of 558 amino acids.